This is a messenger RNA of Mucor mucedo, 1310 nucleotides long. RefSeq names its product vacuolar protein sorting-associated protein 26-domain-containing protein. Gene Ontology annotation, biological process: retrograde transport, endosome to Golgi; intracellular protein transport. The transcript is spliced from 7 exons. Bases 73 to 999 code for a protein of 308 amino acids. The record is from RefSeq and is a predicted model, not a curated record. Lineage: Eukaryota; Fungi; Mucoromycota; Mucoromycetes; Mucorales; Mucoraceae. Gene Ontology annotation, cellular component: endosome; retromer complex.
AUGAAUACAGAUUGUUUAUGCUGUGUUCAACAACACAACACUUUUUUUUUUUCUCUUGUUUCAUAAACCAUAAUGGAGAGUUUAUUUGGAAUAACAACACCAGUCGACAUUGAAGUUUUGUUUCACAACGAGGAACAAAGAAAGCAUAUUGAUACUAGAGUUGAAAAGGAUAGGCGGGAAAGGUACCCUGUGUAUCUUGAUGGUGAAACUGUUUCUGGCAAAGUUAUUGUAAAGUUGCGUGAUGGUAGAAAACUUGAACAUUACGGCAUCAAGAUUGAGUUCAUUGGCAGUAUAGACCUGUUUCAUGAAAAGAGCAGAUCAUAUGAAUUUUUGACUCUAUCCCAGGAUGUGGCCUCACCUGGCGAGCUUCGGCAAGCAACAACAUUUGAUUUUGAAUUCAAAAAUGUUGAAAAGCAAUACGAGUGCUAUAGUGGAAUAAAUGUUAGAUUGAGAUACUUUGUUUGCGUAAGGAUUUCUAGGAGAUUAGCAGAUAUCGUUCGUGAAAGAGACAUAUGGGUCUAUUCUUAUAGAAUGCCUAUCGAAGUAAACAACUCUAUAAAAAUGGAAGUUGGUAUUGAAGACUGUUUGCAUAUUGAUUUCGAGUACAACAAAUCAAAGUAUCAUUUAAGAGAUGUAAUUGUGGGUAAAAUAUUUUUCUUACUAGUACGAAUCAAGAUCAAGACUAUGGAGUUAACAAUUAUUAGACGUGAAACAACUGGCUCAUUACCCAAUUUGUAUAAUGAAAGUGAGAAUAUUAUCAAGUUUGAGAUAAUGGAUGGUGCUCCUGUAAAAGGAGAAACAAUACCUAUUAGGUUAUUUCUCGGUGGAUUUGAAUUGGGACCUACAUUUAGAGACAUAAACAAGAAAUUUUCGAUUAGAUAUUAUCUAAAUUUAGUAUUGAUUGACGAGGAAAAUCGACGUUAUUUUAAGCAACAAGAAAUUACAAUGUUUCGUAGAAAGAUUGACGAUGGGUAUCCACCUGACGAUCUUGAGGAAUGAGCGUUUAAUUAUCAUGGGAUUAGAAUUCAAUAUAUAUAAAUUAUAAUGUAGCAAACUUGCACAACUCCACUAUGCGGCAAUUAAAUACAGUACAGGGUCAAAAAAAAAAAAAAAAAAAAAAAAAAAAUUACAACAGUGAGCUGUUUUAUUUUUUUAUAUGGGGUGCUUAUUAGCAUUUAUAAAUUAAAUAGAGCGCCCAACGCAUAAUUUACAUUUAUUAUUGUCAUCAUUUUCGACAUAAUUGAACACAUGUGUUCUACUAUCUAGUUUUGUCCUGCUGCGGCAAUGUUAAAUAGACAACCCAGGCCAAU